UUUCUGGUUCAUCAAUGUUCUUUUCAUUUUUGUAAUUGUUUGUUGAAACUGUAUGGCUCGUUCAUAGUUUUUUUUGUAACCGAAAUAUGAAUGUUUAAAAAUAUAUUUACUGACUACUGUUCACUAUUUUUUUUAUACUAAAGAUAUACAUAUAUCUACAAGAGGAUCUGCACUCGAAAAUAAUGCAAUUUCAGCUUGCAAACACUGCACGGAUCAAAUGUAAGGAAAGUAACGAAGAUGGUAUCUUACUUUGGAUUAUCUACUUUUUUCUUCGCAUAUUACUUGCAGAGCCGGCCUUAAAGGAAAGCUAACGAAGCUUGUGCUUGCGGCCGCCAUAUAUUAUCAUUUUAAACAGCUUGAUGUUGUAAACAUCCACGGUCAUGGGUUCGAGUGACUCUGGCAACAUUUAUUAAAUUGCCUUCUAGCCACAUAUGUACUAGAACCGGCUCUGAUUACUUGACUUACCAGUCUUAUCUAAUCUUUUCUACUUUUACCAAGUCAUUAUUGUUUUGACAACCCUCAAAAUAUAUGGAUCAUUGUCCAAAAUAGUUGACUUGUAAUUUUGAAAUAAUAAUAAAGUUGUUAAGAAUGGAUAAGGAAGACAAUAAAAGGUAAAACAGCCAUGGACACAUUAUACUUCUAAUUUUAACGUGAGAAUAAGAUUAUUUUACGGAUCAUUAAGAUUAUCUUCAAAGUUCAAAGCAUUAUGUAUUUUUCCUCCUUACUCUUCUUUAUAAACAUCGCAUCAAAAUAUAUUUCUCUUCAUCACAGAGUUUCCUCUCGCAUAAUAAAUUUAUUAACAAAUCAAAUAAAACAAAAUAAAUCGGUGAUCAUAGAUUUUGAUGCACAAAUGAGUGCUUCAAAGAUUGUUUCUUUGUUACUAUUGCUUGUAUUAAUCAAUAUAAGCAGUAAUGAUAUCAAUGGCGUCAAUGCAUUUCACAAAGUUAUCAAGAAAAUGCAAUCUAAAUCAACAUCGUUAGAGGUAGUGAGCCAUCUUCACAGAACCGGGUUUCACUUUCAACCUCCACGCCAUUGGAUUAACGAUCCAAAUGGUCCGAUGGUGUACAAGGGAGUCUACCAUCUUUUCUACCAAUACAAUCCCAAAGGUGCGGUUUGGGGUAACAUUGUGUGGGCUCAUUCAGUUUCUAACGACUUGAUCAAUUGGGAAGCUCUUGAACCGGCUAUUUACCCCUCCAAAUGGUUUGAUAUCAAUGGUACAUGGUCCGGUUCAGCCACCAACGUACCGGGAAAAGGACCGGUUAUCCUCUACACUGGUAUCACUGAGAACCAUACUCAGAUCCAAAACUAUGCCAUUCCCCAAGACCUUUCCGACCCAUACCUCAAGAAAUGGAUCAAGCCCGACGAUAACCCUAUCGUAAGACCCGACCAUGGCGAGAAUGGAUCCGCUUUCCGUGACCCGACAACUGCUUGGUUCAACAAAAAAGAUGGGUACUGGAGAAUGCUUGUGGGCUCAAAGAACAAGCGUAGAGGAAUUGCUUAUAUGUACAAAAGUCGUGACUUCAAGAAAUGGGUCAAAACUAGACGUCCCGUACACACUAGAAAAGCAACCGGUAUGUGGGAAUGUCCCGACUUUUUCCCGGUUUCCAUUGGCAAGAAAACCGGUUUAGACACCAGCUAUGACGGUCCAAACACCAAGCAUGUGUUGAAGGUUAGCUUGGACCUGACCAGGUACGAGUACUACACUCUUGGAACGUAUGAUACUAAGAAGGAUCGUUACAAGCCUGAUGGUACCAGUCCUGAUGGUUGGGAUGGUUUGAGACUAGAUUAUGGUAACUUCUAUGCGUCAAAGACAUUCUUUGAUGAAACGAAGAACAGAAGAAUCCUUUGGGGUUGGGCUAAUGAAUCUGAUAGUGCUGUGGAAGAUACCUUGAAGGGUUGGGCCGGUGUUCAGCUUAUCCCAAGAACGGUCUUGCUUCACUCUAGUGGUAAGCAACUCGUGUUUUGGCCUAUUGAAGAAAUUGAGUCGUUGAGAGGAAAGAAUGUUCAAAUGAACAACCAGAAAAUAGAAAUGGGUCAACGCUUUGAGGUUCAAGGGAUCACCCCGGCCCAGGUUGAUGUGGAUGUGACAUUCAACGUUGGAAGUCUAGACAAGGCAGAAACAUUUGACGCGAGUUUUGCAACAAAACCACUAGAUUUAUGUAAUUUGAAGGGUUCAAAUGUGACUGGUGGGGUUGGACCUUUUGGUCUGAUCACCUUGGCUACAUCUGACCUACAAGAAUACACUCCCGUCUUCUUCAGAGUCUUCAAAGAUGCCACAACCAACAAGCCUAAGGUCCUCAUGUGCUCUGAUGCCAAGCCUUCAACUCUCAAAGGAGACACCGGCACUGACUCCACGGAGAAGAUGUACAAACCCUCGUUUGCUGGUUUUGUCGAUGUUGAUCUCGCCGACGGAAAGAUAUCUCUAAGGAGUUUGAUUGAUCACUCGGUCGUGGAAAGCUUUGGAGCAAAAGGAAAGACAGUGAUAACAUCUCGAGUGUAUCCUACCAAAGCUGUAGGUGAAAACGCUCAUUUGUUUGUCUUCAACAAUGGGUCACAGCCUGUGACUGUUGAGAGCCUCAACGCAUGGAACAUGCAGAAGCCCGAGAAAAUGAACCAAGGAGCUAAAUGAUCACAUUCUUUUUAUUGUUUUCUUUAAUUAAUAAAAUUCAUUUAUUUUUUAUAAGAAAGAGAGAGCCUGUGACAAAUAUUAUAGAGAAGAGACUAAUUGUGUUUCUUCUCUGUGAUUCACUUGUACAUAGUCCAUUGCUUAUAUGGACUAGAAAUCUCAAUAAAAUCACUAUUUAUAAAA
Messenger RNA from Brassica rapa (field mustard), 2809 nucleotides. RefSeq names its product beta-fructofuranosidase, insoluble isoenzyme CWINV2. NCBI's taxonomy places the organism in Eukaryota, Viridiplantae, Streptophyta, Magnoliopsida, Brassicales, Brassicaceae. The record is from RefSeq and is a predicted model, not a curated record. Gene Ontology annotation, biological process: carbohydrate metabolic process. Gene Ontology annotation, molecular function: hydrolase activity, hydrolyzing O-glycosyl compounds.